CGCCGAGGUGCUAUUAUUUGUUGUGUUGAUAGAUCGUGCGACGGCUAGCGGGCGGGGCCCUUCGUGGUGUGUUUUGCGCCGCUCGCCGCAACGCUCUUUUUUCGAACCGCCUAAAAAACGCUUCUCUCGGCCCCCGCGUUUCGAUGAAGCCUUUUCAGUCGGAGCCGCUGGCGCUAGUAGGUAUAUCAUCAAAUCAUCAUCAUGAACAUCAUGCGCGCUACAAACAGCACGCGACCUAAGGGAAGGGGAAGCCCUCGCAACGCAGCCCGCACGGUCGCGAAGGUACCGUAGGUAUCAAAACAAGCGCAGCGUCCUCCCUGAGGUCCUGGGCUUGCCCUCGCAACGCAGCAUGGGGGACGAGGAUGCCGAUGGCGGCUGCUGUACCAUCAAGCGCGGCUCCGGGAUCUGCAUCCUCGUGCUCUCCAUCAUCUCCUUCGUCGGCACCGUCAUCUGCGCGCUCAUCGCGUCCUUCACGCACAUGCCCCUCUACGCGGCCUUCGGCUGGAUCCACUUCGUCCUCCUCAUUUACCUCAUCUCGGCCACCUCGGCCUACGUGUGCUGCCGCGCGUGCGGCAGCAAGGUCACGGGGGGGCUCGCCGUCGGCUACUGCGUCCUCGCCUUCGUGACCUUCAUCGUCCUCGCGACGGGGCAGCAGUCCGCCAUGGAGCACUAUUGCGAAGGUACGGUGGAGUGCGCCUCCAUCUCAGACUGGGGCGAUCAUGAUCCCGAGUGCGGGCACAAGACGUCGUCCUUCUCGCUGUGCUGGUUGCCGGAGACGGACGACCGCCGCCGCCGUCUCGCCGCAGCGCCAGCGUACGCUGAACCGGAAGAAGCUUCUGAGAAGAAAAAGGAGAAGACGAAGAAGAAAGAUAGAAAGAAAGACCACACCAUUACCAAGAGUUCCAAGAUCAAGACCAAUGAGUCUCCGAGCUCGUCAGUCCAAAGCCUUGAGCAGCGGCGCGUGCUCGUCACGUCGUGCCCCAUAACGAGGGAUUUCUGCACGAACGACGCCUCGCUCCCGGACAACUGCAAUUGUGGGGAUUGUGGCUACCCGGCGUGCGGCGAUUGCGACUGCGAUUACUACGGCGACGGACAGUGCUGCACGGGCAGCUGCACGAGCUGGUUAUCGGCGCACGAGCGCUGCCACGACGCGCAUGCCACGGGAGACGACGUGAGCUGCUGCGUCGGGGGCGACAUCCGGGCGACGUGUCAGUGCGCCGCGCACUACGAGUGGUGGGACGACCGCCGGCUCUCCGCCGUCGACGAGCCGCGGCGUCUGGGUCACUGCUGCGACUACGGCGCGUACUGCUCUUGCAUGGAGUCGGAGCUCGGCGCCGGCUGCACUGCGCCCGACUGCGGCGGCGACGACUGGGACGAGGACGACGAGGAAUGCGACAUCGAGACGUUCAGCGACCUCAAUUCCUCUCCAGUCGGCACGACGAACCACGGCGCCGGAGACGGGUGGUGCUACAGCGACCUGGACGAAUUCGUGGGCUGCGCGGCGUCGCCGGGCGACUGCUGGGCGAUGUGCCUAGGCUACUACGGCGACGGCCUGGUGGCCAUCGACUGGUGGUCGGAUGAGGGCGGCCAGUGCUACUGCCAACACGAGUGCGAGUGCAUGGAAGACGUCGGCGCCGGCGCAGGCUACACUGUCACGCGCGACUCGAGGGUCGGCGCGCUGCCGCACGAGUGUGGCCCCGACGAGGGCGAUGGCGGCGACUGGGACGAGGACGACGACGAGGACUGGAUGUGGGAGAACGGCUGCCGCCCGGACUACUGCACCUCCUGGGCCAAUGACUGCUGCGCCUCGAUGGAUUGGGGCGAACCGGCGACAUGCGCGAACAGCUACACUCCGAUGCCGUCAAACCCGUCCGAGGACGCCUGUGAAUACACGUGCUGCCCCGCGUCUGUCACCGUGUCUGGCAGCGUGACCCUCUACGAGGACAAGAGCCGCGGCGCGGGAUGCGACGCGCUCAGUUAUAUCAACAACGUCGUGGACGCGGACUCCGCUGACCACUGCUGCCAGGAUGAGGACUAUUGUUGCGAUUACGGGUCAUGCGCCUCUGAUUCCGACUAUUGUGGCCACCGGUUUCACUGCCCGGAAUUCCGCGUUACCGGCGACCUCACCUUCGAAGGCAUCACGUACGAAGCGGCGCAGGACAACACCGAAGUCUUCGUCGCCGCCGUCGCCGAUCUCUGCGGCGUGGCCGCGUCCGCCGUGACCGUGGAAAUAUGGAGGGCCCGCCGCCGUCGCCUCGCGGAGGGAAUCUUGGUGACGUACACCGUGUCCGUCGCGACCGCGAACGAGGCUCAAACGGUCACGAGCGUGAUUUCGAGCAGCUCGACAGCAGACGUCGACGCCGCAAUCAGCAAAGCCGCGACGGACGCGGGCGUCGACGACGAUUUCGACGUCGUUACGACGACCAACGUGGGUACGCCCACGACCCUGAGGUCGGACGGUACGCACGUUGACCCGACGUGGUACUACUCGAAGUGGCCCGACGACUGCCAGCACGGCGGUGGAGGCGACGACGUCUGCCGCGCGUUCAGGACACAAGACGACUGCAUCAACUAUUGCUAUCAGGACGACGACGACGAGCAGUGCGAGGACGUGGACGACCCGGAAGACUGCAAUUGGUCGAUCGUUACGCACGUCAACGCGGUGGCCGGCUGGUCGACGUUUUUUGCAGGGCUGGUGCUCUUUCCGACUCUCGUGUGGGUCGUGCUCCUCUUCUUGGUCCCGGACCCGCAAGCUGCUGCGCCCGUGACCGCGGCGGUGGAGUUGCCACGCAUGCAACCCCAAGUGAUGAUGGUAUCGCCCGUAUCGCCGGGGGGCGGGCAACCUCAGGUGAUCAUGGGCCAGCCCCAGAUUGUCCAGGCGGGGCAAGCUCCGGUGAUCAUGGGCCAGCCCCAGGUUGUCCAGGGUGCCCCGUCGAAGCUCGCCGAGUUCUAG
This is a messenger RNA of Pelagomonas calceolata, 2953 nucleotides long. Lineage: Eukaryota; Pelagophyceae; Pelagomonadales; Pelagomonadaceae. The record is from the annotation of a GenBank genome assembly.